UAAGUGUACAUUAUAGAGACCCAGAAAACUCACAGUCCAAACACAAGUAAUGGACUUUGUUGCUCCUGCUCCACAAUCCUGAACUAGCUGCUGCCCAUUCUCUCUUUACACAUUUCACUAUUGAUUCUCUGCUUGAGUUCUGUUUUGGUUAAUAGAGAAGGGAGAGUGGGAAGAAGAGGCUGAAAAUGGAAACCAACUCUGUUUACAAGUUGUGCUUGUUCUUGGGCUUGGUUUGGUUCUUGGGGUUUCAUCAGCUGGUUCAGUGUACUGUGACCUAUGACAGGAAGGCCAUUGUGAUUAAUGGGCAGAGGAGAAUCCUCAUGUCUGGUUCAAUACACUACCCCAGAAGCACUCCUGAGAUGUGGGAGGAUCUGAUACAGAAGGCAAAAGAUGGAGGUCUCGAUGUGGUUGAAACCUAUGUGUUCUGGAAUGGCCAUGAACCUACCCCUGGCAAUUUCAAUUUUGAAGGGAGGUAUGAUCUGGUGAGAUUCCUGAAGACCAUACAGAAAGCAGGGCUCUAUGCUCAUCUUCGCAUUGGGCCUUAUGUUUGUGCUGAGUGGAAUUUUGGGGGUUUUCCUGUUUGGCUGAAAUAUGUUCCAGGCAUCAGUUUCAGAACAGACAAUGAGCCUUUCAAGAGGGCAAUGCAAGGGUUUACUGAGAAGAUUGUGGGACUGAUGAAGAGUGAAAAAUUGUUCGAGUCCCAGGGAGGCCCAAUUAUUCUAUCACAGAUUGAGAAUGAGUACGGAGUACAGAGCAAGUUAUUUGGAGCUGCUGGACAUAAUUACAUGACCUGGGCAGCAGAGAUGGCUGUUGGGUUGGGAACUGGGGUCCCAUGGGUGAUGUGCAAGGAAGAAGAUGCUCCAGAUCCAGUGAUAAACACAUGUAACGGUUUCUACUGUGAUUCUUUCUCUCCCAACAAACCAUACAAGCCUACGAUUUGGACAGAGGCCUGGAGUGGCUGGUUUACGGAGUUUGGAGGUCCAAUUCACCAACGACCAGUUCAAGAUUUAGCAUAUGCAGUGGCCAGAUUCAUACAGAACGGAGGAUCAUUUGUUAAUUAUUACAUGUACCAUGGAGGAACCAACUUUGGACGCACAGCAGGGGGACCUUUCGUCACUACCAGCUACGACUAUGAUGCUCCAUUAGAUGAAUAUGGUUUAAUCAGGCAGCCAAAGUAUGGUCAUUUGAAGGAGCUUCAUAAGGCUAUUAAGAUGUGUGAACGGGCUUUAGUUUCAGCUGAUCCAAUCAUCACUUCACUCGGGGACUUUCAACAGGCUCAUGUGUAUACUUCAGAAUCAGGAGAUUGUGCAGCAUUUCUUUCGAACCACAAUUCCAAGUCAGCUGCAAGGGUGAUGUUUAAUAACAUGCACUAUAACCUGCCUCCAUGGUCAAUCAGUAUCCUUCCUGAUUGCAGAAAUGUAGUCUUUAACACUGCAAAGGUUGGAGUUCAAACAUCACAAAUGCAAAUGUUGCCAACAAAUGUUGAGACGCUAUCAUGGGAAACGUAUGAUGAAGAUCUUACAUCUCUAGAUGACAGCUCAACGUUCACUGCUCCAGGUCUGUUGGAACAGAUAAAUGUUACAAGGGAUACUACUGAUUACCUGUGGUACAUAACUAGCGUUGACAUUGGUUCAUCUGAAUCCUUCCUGCGUGGAGGGGAACUCCCAACUCUUAUUGUUCAGUCAACAGGUCAUGCUGUGCACAUCUUCAUUAAUGGACAGCUUUCAGGUUCUGCCUUUGGAACAAGGGAGAAUAGGAAAUUCACAUAUACCGGCAAAGUCAAUCUACGUGCAGGAACCAACAAAGUUGCGCUGCUCAGUGUUGCUGUUGGAUUGCCAAAUGUGGGCGGGCACUACGAAGCAUGGAAUACAGGAAUCCUUGGCCCAGUUGCACUUCAUGGACUUGACCAGGGAAAAUGGGACUUGUCUUGGCAGAAAUGGACCUACCAGGUUGGAUUGAAAGGAGAAGCCAUGAGCCUUGUAUCUCCUAAUAGUAUUUCCUCUGUUGAAUGGCUGCAAGCAUCAUUAGCUGCUCAAAAACAGCAGCCAUUGACUUGGCAUAAGAGCUUUUUCAAUGCACCUGACGGAGAUGAGCCGUUGGCUUUGGAUAUGGAGGGAAUGGGAAAAGGCCAGAUAUGGAUUAACGGGCAGAGUAUUGGAAGAUACUGGACUGCAUUUGCUAAUGGUGAUUGCAAUGGGUGCGGUUAUGCUGGAGGUUUCAGACCUACAAAGUGUCAAACAGGUUGUGGUCAACCCACACAAAGAUACUAUCAUGUGCCUCGGUCUUGGUUAAAGCCAAUGCAAAAUCUGUUGGUAAUUUUUGAGGAACUUGGAGGCAAUCCUUCAAGAAUUUCUAUUGUAAAGAGAUCUGUGAGUACCGUCUGCGCUGACGUCGCUGAGUUCCAUCCAACAAUAAAGAACUGGCACAUUGAAAGCUAUGGAAAGGUAGAAGACUUUCACAGCCCCAAGGUUCACUUGAAGUGUAACCCAGGCCAGUCCAUCUCUUCCAUUAAAUUCGCUAGUUUUGGCACACCUUUCGGGACCUGUGGAACUUACCAGCAAGGAAGUUGCCAUGCUUCGACAUCAUAUUCUGUACUAGAGAAGAAGUGCAUAGGGAAGCAAAGAUGUGCAGUCACCAUAUCCAACAGUAACUUUGGAGAUCCAUGUCCGAAGGUAUUGAAGCGUCUCUCAGUUGAAGCAGUUUGUGCUCCUACAACUUCAACAACUGCACAACCCAAUUGGAGGGGUUAGUAGUUAAAGAUCCUAUGAUAACUGUUGCACCUAAUGAGUUAAUUAUAUACCACAGCAAGCAAGUGAACCAAGCAGAGAAGAAGAAUAAGAGGUAAAGUACACGGAGAUAGUGUUUUAGUUAGGUUGAGUGUCAUAGUUUUUUCUUCUGAUGAAGAGUAGUAGCUCUGGUUAAGGGUGUUUGGAGCAAAAGGCAAGUAGUUUGUAAUUUAAGUGAGCUUAAUGGACCUGUGCAAAAUAGUAAUUGUCGAGUAGGUGAGCUGUAGUUUCCUGGGGUCCUACAAUUUAGGUGCCCUAGGGCUCCGGCGCUCUGGUCCUCGGCCUUUUAACCGGGGAUACGGGCAGUGCAAAAACUGUGUUUCUGUUGAUUGAUUGUAUUGUUCAUGUACUGUUGGGGAACAAGUAUAACCCCAAUUAGGUACUCAGGUUCAUGUUAGGAGCGGAUCCUAGUAUGACAAUUUGUUUACUGUGCAGUCUCUGAAAAAAAAUUGAAGGUGUUCAUUUACA
Molecule: messenger RNA, 3254 nt
Organism: Rosa rugosa (rugosa rose)
Lineage: Eukaryota; Viridiplantae; Streptophyta; Magnoliopsida; Rosales; Rosaceae
Product: beta-galactosidase 3
Exons: 19
Coding region: 186-2750 (854 amino acids)
Biological process (GO): carbohydrate metabolic process
Cellular component (GO): vacuole; cell wall
Molecular function (GO): beta-galactosidase activity; carbohydrate binding
Source: RefSeq, a predicted model, not a curated record